This is a messenger RNA of Salvelinus fontinalis (brook trout), 4324 nucleotides long. RefSeq lists its product as uncharacterized. Lineage: Eukaryota; Metazoa; Chordata; Actinopteri; Salmoniformes; Salmonidae. The record is from RefSeq and is a predicted model, not a curated record. The transcript has 2 exons. The coding region runs from base 1195 to 2991 and encodes 598 amino acids.
CCUUUUCUCAAGGCUCCACUCAGCUCCAGUGAGGAAAGUGAGGACGGAGGGGCCCCCAGCUGACUCCCCCGUUGAAGGACUCUCUACGGGCCAGGAUGGAAAGGCGUGUCUCUACCCCCUCCCCAUACGAUCCAGCAUCAGACAUGUAUCGACAAUACCCUCUGAUGGCCUGUCCCAACCCUCAGCCUCGACCUGAUGAUGCUAAUGCUGCUACCGCCGCAGCAUGGAACCCCAUUGUGUAUGUCCAGAGGACGUGGAGACAUAAUGAAAUCAAAGACAUUGUAGAGGACCUACCAGACCCAAGUAAGGACGCUGUGAAAUAUUCAGCAGAAAUUAGGGUAUUGGUGGGUCAGUACAAACCAUCUGCUGCUGAGAUAGCCCAUAUCUGUACAAAGAAACUGGGACUCAGGUGGGCGGAUGUACAGGGACAGUUUGAUUGCAACUACCUGUGGGCUGUGAAUGGUGCGUAUCAGGACCAGAUAACGGCGCUGCUGUGAGGACUACCUGCAUCAGUUGGGAGACUGAGCCAUUAGCAAUGGUGGUACAGCACUGCAAGCAUGCUGAGAGACAACAAAGUACUCAGAAGGAAGAAAAAAAUAAAGGAAGAAAAAGUGAAGACAGAAACUACAGGCUGCCCAGAUGACGUUUUACCAGGGAGCAGCCCCAGCAGGGACCUGACAAGUGGGUGGAGUGCGCAAGUGUUACAACUGUGGGAAGCCGGGUCAUUUUGCUGCUGACUGCUCCGAGCCAACGAAGAGGGGCCCAAUGGGAGGGGGCAAGAAGAGGAGGAAAAGGAGCACAUGCAUGGACAGCCCCAUUCCAACAACAGCCGUGGCAGCCACCUCUCAAUCAAUGGCAGGUCGGGCAACCUCACGGGGUCCAGCAACAGCAACAGUGGGGCCCACAAGGAGUCCCUCCAGGCAGAGGACAACCUGGAGCCUGGCAGACGGGGCCGCCGGCACAGACGACCCUGUACAAUCCAGGACAGGGACAGGAGGAGGUGUAUUGACAUGAUGAUGAGAAGACAGGGACAGUUGUGCUAAAAUCCUCAGAGCAACAAGAGCAUUUGUUUUUAAAGUGUCACACCCUUCCGAGAGUAGAGCCAGCCGUGGAGGCUUGCGUCAAUGGGUGAAAGCGGCUCUAUCCCAGCCUCUGGUGGGGAUCCUGCACAAACUGCAACCAGGUGACUGAGUGAUGGUGAAAGACCUGAGACGAAAGCAUUGGAACCAGCAGAGGUGGACUGGACCAUACCAGGUGAUGCUGAUUACCCCCACUGCUGUUUGCGUAGCUGAGAGGUCUACUUGGAUCCAUGCCAGCCACUGCAUAAGGUGCCAUACUGCCCACCAGACCCUGAGGAUGGAGGACCAGAGACGCCGGAAGUCACCGACUAGAUGGCCAUGGGAGGAUCAGGUCCAGACUCUACGCAUAAUGUUUCUUGCUCUUGUCUUGAGCCUUCUCAUUACAGUUGCCAUAUGGACAGUGACUCAAGGACAACCGGUCCUGGAAAGACAACAUGGUACGGACUCGACUGAUGACCGUUCAGUCUCAUGGCGGGACUUAAAUAACAGCCACUCCAGCUCGAGCCAACGGCAGGCUCAGGACAGGAGUCCAGCAAACAAUAGCCGCUCCCAUAUCGAAAGAAGAAGAAGGUCGACGCAUCCACUGGAUGAGCAUCACAGUAGGAAUCACGAGGGAAUCACUUGGUGGUCACUGCUUAACUAUACAGUAAAGACUGAACUGAUGUUAGGAAAUACCUCCUGUUAUGUAUGUAGCUUGUUUCCACAUUCAGCAAUCUCCCCAUUCUUACAGUAUUCAGUAGAGGUCAGCAUUAAUGACACUCUAUGUGCACUAGAAGUGCUCUUGUCCAAUGAGAACACAGGUGGUCAACCCUCACUAGGCAGAACACUGAGGGAUAAAUGCAUUAAUGGUAAUUUGUCAUCAACAAAAGAUUUACGAAGGGGAUUUGAUUGUUCCCAUUGGUGGAGAAGAAUCAUCUUAGAACCUAGAUCCCAUGUACCAGAACCUAUUCAAGUCGAACCCCGGCAAACCCCAUUUAGGUCCUGUCAUUGUCACAACCCAAGCAAUAUUUCCAUUCCACAAUUUAAUGAAUCCUAUCUGGGAAUGUCAACAUGUGUCAAUUAUAGUGUUUUCCCAAUAGGAUGUAGCUGGGAGAAGGGAACAUGCAGCUCUGGAUACCCCUUUAGACUGAGGGUGGGGCACACCAUUAUUGAUGCGGAAACUGACGAUCGUUCUCCUCAUCAAUUUGGCUCGCCAACAUUUAUUGAUCAUUAUUGGAUUUGUGGUGAUAAAGCAUAUCUCUACCUACCCACAAAUUGGACAGGGUGCUGUAUUUUUAGUAAACUAAACAUAUCCCUUGUGGUAAUGCAUAAAACGAAUUCCUCCAUUCCAACCAGGUUAAGACUAAUUAAGAGGGACAUCUCGCAAUCCAAUUAUGUCCCCAGUGACUCGCGACGAUCCUCGAAAAUGGAAAAGUUCUGGAGCUGUUUAUUCCCCUGGUACGGGGCAUCGGAGAAUGCACAUGAGUUGGAUAGGCUAGGAUAUCAUUUGGAAUCCCUGGUAAAUUUGACCACUGCAGGGUUUUCUAUGAUAAGACCAGUUUUGCACGCCACUCGACUCAUGGCAACACAAAAUAGGGUGGCACUUGACAUGUUGCUAGCACGUGAAGGAGGGGUGUGUCAAAUGAUAGGAGAUCACUGUUGUACAUUCAUACCCCAGGGAGAUGACAAUUUGACUAUUGUAGUGGAACAUUUGAAAGAGCUUAGUGGUGUAGAUGAAAGGGAACACCAGCCUGACAUCGACUGGAAUCCGUUAGGGUGGGUUCAGUCAGUGUUUGGUGCUUGGGGAGCGACUAUUUUCCACUGGUUCAUCUAUGGUCUAAUAUUACUGAUUGCUCUGUUGCUAAUUAUCAUUUGUGUGCAGAAAUUGUUUAAUAAAGUGGUUGAUGUUGUUCUUACUUAUUUGCAAAUGUAGUAGGUGUAGAUGAAGAAUCUGAGAUUGAUGGACGACAAUCAGGUGAACAAAGGGAAAUAUUCUCACUGGACAGUGUAGAUAGAGAGGGUUCACAGUAUAUGAAUGAUUUCCCUGACCUAUUCCCUAUUCCUGACUAUAUCUCUGAUAGUGGGAUAACCCAAUUCUGAGCAUGAGGCUUAGAGGGAUGACUGUCCUUAUGUUCUGAUGAGGCCUGUGUUUAGACACUGGUUCUCCUGUAAUUUAGGGAGCAUUUAUGUUCUGUUGUUUUUUAUUUUACUCAACAAUGUAUUAUUCUGUGUGAUUAAACAUGUGCAAGUCUGUCUUGUGGUAUAAAGGUUGUAAACUCAGUUUCUGAAGGGAGAAAGCUUACAUGGAAAUAAGGUACUCGACAUUGAAGGCAUUUGAUUCCCUAUUAUCUUUAAAUUUUGAUUAUGUAUUUUUUUUUCUUCAUAUACUCUGCAACUACUGUUAGUAAGGUACCAUGUUACUGUUCUGAUUCUUCAGAAGGGACGGAGUUCCUUGAGAGGGGAAUGUGGCGGCUGAAUCAGAAUAAGUAGGGUAACAUAGAUACAAUGUUUUUUUUGCAUAUUAUGCUUAUGUGAGAUACUUGUCAUUAGAAUGUUUCCCUUUGAACUAUAGGGUUGGCAGUUGCACGUAUCCCUUCUCAGCUAGGGCUCAGUCACUUGGGGCCCAGAGAGGGGAGAGGUCAGGCUUGUCUUCAUAUGUGAAUGUAUCUGUAAAACCAUCUGGUGCUAUGCAGAAUAUCAGAAGGGGAGGAGGACAGAAUGAAACAUUGUCUAGUUGUCUCCACAAUGUCUGUACGCCAGUCACUCCCUCCUUUUCCCAUUGGGGGGAGGAGUAUGGCAGUGUCUGGAACCAUUGUAUGUCCCCUCUGAUGUUGCACUUAUCUUGAGAUAGUAUAUGACCUAGAGGCUCACUCCCCUCAGUGAGCUUGUCCAGGAGUGGGGUGUACUUGAGAGGGGGGUAUCUAGAGUUGACAAUUGAUAUAUGCCAUUGGAUGAGUUGGUGUUUUUGUACUAUGAAGUACCAGGAACGAGAUUAAAACCCCGUCUUAGAGACCAAACUGAACUAUAAUUUAUAGCGAAUGCUAUCUGGCUAUGGGAUACUCCUCUCUCAAGUAAAAGUCUUUCUUUGUGAACAGUUCCUAUUCCUGUGGUUUGUCAUGUCGACUAGGGGGUGGAUCUUUGCUAUAAAAGAUCUCAGUUGCCAUUAUGUUGACCACUCUCAACUUUUCAUUAGAGAUACUGAAAUGUUGAAAGUCAAAUGCUAUUGCAAAAGCUUAAUUAUUAUUAAAGGUGAAGUUUAAGCAUAA